Messenger RNA from Monopterus albus (swamp eel), 2617 nucleotides. Its product is annotated as zinc finger protein 501-like. Gene Ontology annotation, cellular component: nucleus. NCBI's taxonomy places the organism in Eukaryota, Metazoa, Chordata, Actinopteri, Synbranchiformes, Synbranchidae. Gene Ontology annotation, molecular function: DNA-binding transcription factor activity, RNA polymerase II-specific; RNA polymerase II cis-regulatory region sequence-specific DNA binding. Gene Ontology annotation, biological process: embryo development; regulation of transcription by RNA polymerase II. Bases 214 to 2082 code for a protein of 622 amino acids. The transcript has 3 exons. The record is from RefSeq and is a predicted model, not a curated record.
UUUCGGUUAUAACAAAUCGCCAAUGUUUUCAAUUAAACUGAGAGAGUGAGGGUGACUAACUGCUGCCGAAGAAGAAAUAUUCAAACCCUUAAAAACAAAACGUUGGCGUGAACAAGGAAGAGAACGAUCAGUGUAAACUGCUGGAUAUCGUUUGAAAACUCCAUAUAAUACUACAAAUGAAACGAACCUAACAUGACUGACUGUCUAGCUUGAAUGCGGAUUUUUGUUCCCGAUCGUGGUCACCACUACCUACUGUCGUCCGCUUCCAAAGCGAAGCGCAGUUCAUCUCGAACGAGCCUAUUUUCACUGCCGGAAACUUCACAGUGUGACACCUGCGGAAAGCUGCCUCAGCAACAUGCUUGUAAGGAGGAGGAAGCUCUGGCUGACCAGCAGCUCUGUGACCAGGAGAGGAACUCCAGUCUGGACCAAGAGGACCCAGAGCCUCCAGAGAUUAAAGAGGAACAGGAGGAACUCUGUAGCAUUCAGGAGGGAGAGCAGCUUGGACUGAAGCAGGAGACUAAUCCUUUUAUGUUGACUGCUACUUAUGAGGACAGUGACCACAGUGAACCAGAACCAGACAGUGACCAGCAGCUCCUCUUUCACAGCUCUCCUGUAGCUGAGAGCCAGGAUCAGAGAGGAAACCAGCAUGUAGACUCAGGAUCAACCAGUCACAGUAGCAAUGUGGACAACUCUCCCAUGUCACAGACUGAGUCUGAUCCUACCACAGCGACCUGUUCCCUGUGUCCCUUUGUCCCUCCAGAGCUGCCUCAGCAACAUGUUUGUAAGGAGGAGGAAGCUCUGGCUGACCAGCAGCUCUGUGACCAGGAGAGGAACUCCAGUCUGGACCAAGAGGACCCAGAGCCUCCAGAGAUUAAAGAGGAACAGGGGGAACUCUGUAGCAUUCAGGAGGGAGAGCAGCUUGGACUGAAGCAGGAGACUGAUCCCUUUAUGUUGACUCCUACUUAUGAGGACAGUGACCAUAGUGAACCAGAACCAGACAGUGACCAGCAGCUCCUCUCUCACAGCUCUCCUGUAGCUGAGAGCCAGGAUCAGAGAGGAAACCAGCAUGUAGACUCAGGAUCAACCAGUCACAGUAGAAAUGUGGACAACUCUCCUAUGUCACAGACUGACUCUGAUCCUACCACAGGUAACAAGUCCCUCAAAUGUGACACUUGUGGGAAAGAAUUUAAGUGGAAGUCGAAAUUGAACCAACAUUUGAGAAUCCACACAGGUGAGAAGCCGUAUUCCUGUGAAACAUGUGGGAAGAGUUUUGGUCGUAGUAGUGCCUUAAUUAUCCAUAAGAGAAUCCACACAGGUGAGAAGCUGCAUCUUUGCAACACCUGUGGGAAAGGAUUCAGGCAGAGGUCAGAAUUGACUACCCAUUUAAGAAUCCACACGGGUGAAAGACCGUUUUCCUGCAACACCUGUGGGAAAGGAUUCAGGCAUACCUCACAUUUGACUAGUCAUUUAAGAGUCCACACAGAUGAGAGACCAUUUGUUUGUAACACCUGUGGGAAAGGAUUUAGGCAUAGCUCAGUUUUGACUAGUCAUUCAAGAAGCCACACAGGUGAAAAGCCAUAUGUUUGUAUAACAUGUGGGAAGAGUUUCAGUCGUUGUAAUACCUUGUCGCGCCAUAUGAGAAUCCACACAGGUGAGAAGCCGUAUGUUUGCAGCACCUGUGGGAAGGGAUUCAGCUGGGGCUCACGAUUGACUGCUCAUUUAAGAAUCCACACAGGUGAGAAGCCGUAUGUUUGCAACACCUGUGGAAAGACUUUCACACAUAGAAGUAUAUUACACCAUCACAUGACAGUUCACACAGGUGAGAAACCAUAUGUUUGCAACACUUGUGGAAAAAGUUUCAGGCAAAGAGAUAACUUGCACAAGCACAUGAACAUCCACACAGGUGAGAAGCCAUAUUUCUGUCAAACAUGUGGGAAAGCAUUCAGACAGAGCUCAACCUUGACUGCUCAUUUACGAAUCCACACAGGUGAAAGGCCGUUUCCUUGCAGCAUUUGUGGAAAAGGUUUCACGAAGAACAGGGCCUUGCAGGUCCACAUGAAGGUGCACACAGGUGAGAAGUAGCAUAGCAACAGUUUGAGAUUUUCCCAGUAUGAUAACUGUCCUAGAAAAUAUAGUGUUUUCACGGUAUUAUCGUAUAACAUAUUACACCUUUACUAUUAUCAGAGUAAUUGAAACAGAAGGGUUUUUAAAAUAAAUUGCAAACAGGGUCAGAAGUUAACACCCACCAGGAUUCAAAAGCUGGUAGAUUUUCCAUUUGGUGAGUAAAUCUCAGAAGACCACCUGCCACACUGGUGGGUAAAUGUUUGUAGCAAAAUAGUCAUGGACUAAAACUGUAUCCUGCCCUGCUUCUGUCUGUGUCCGAGUCUGACAUGCACACCCGUGUCUGUGAAGACCUGCUCCUGCUCUGCCUCUGGUUGACUUUAUAGUUUGCAUGUUAGCAUCAGUAGUGGAGGAAAUAUUCAGAUCCUUUAUUUAAAGCUACUGAAUGCAACUUGUUCAAAUAUUUUUUUGCUGUAGAAAUCUGCUCUGAAACUUGUCCUGAUGUAGAGAGGUGCUGUUGAAGCCUGUCUACACACAAUUUUUAAGAUAGUCUAGU